Molecule: messenger RNA, 1141 nt
Organism: Heterobilharzia americana
Lineage: Eukaryota; Metazoa; Platyhelminthes; Trematoda; Strigeidida; Schistosomatidae
Source: the annotation of a GenBank genome assembly
GUUUUUCCGUACAUUGAAAAGGCGGGUGUUUGUCGACAUUCGGCUGAGUAUGUUUUCAGUAGAGUGGAUAUAUAGCACAGCGCGAUUGGAACCUUUUGACUAUAUUCGAAAGCCCCAAGUAAUUUCGCGCAUAGUUUCUGUGAUAUUAUCAACAGUUGUGAUUGGAAUUGUGCACAAUGGCUGCUAUAUUUAUGGAAUUUGUUUGUUUAACGAAGACCAGGGAGCUUGUGGAUAUAGUUUGUUUCUUUCUUCUUGUUCGCUUAUUCUUUCUCUCGUCUACUUAUGGUUGGACUUCAUAGUGGACAAUGUUUCGAAUGUGGAUACACGCUUGAUAAUAGUCAAAUUGGACGCUGCCUUAUCGGGUUUGUGGACUUUCCUAUGGUUUACUUCAUUUUGCCUACUUUGUAAUCGUUGGCAAAACACAACACAAGAUUUCAUGUCACAGAAUGCUGUUUCAUCUGAUGGACCUCGUAGUGCCAUUGCGUUCACAUUUUUCAGCACGCUUAUUUGGAUGAUCUUGGGAUAUUUCACAUACAAGUCGUACAAAUCAACCGAAAUACAAUGCGCCAGUUUCGUUUAUGGAGAAACUGACAAUUCACCCGGUUACCGUGGUUUUGCCAACGAUACAGAUAUGCUUGAUGCAGCAGGACCUGGUCCAUUAGAUCCUGAUGCUGAUACUGUGCAUCCAAAUCUUGAUUACCAGAUUGGAAAUGUUCGACCAGGGUUUGGCAGUGUGUAUCCUGGAGAUCCAAUGGGUGGUUAUCAACCUUAGUAUACUGUAUUUUUCUGGUCACCAAGAAUAAUUUCCUUGUGAUGCCAUGUUGCUACGAUUUGUUUGUAGGCUUUUGAACACAUAAUAAACUGGUGUUUUUUACCUGAGGAUUUUUUGUUCUCUUGGUUUUGUCGUGUUCUUCAUAUUGCCUUUUGUCUCUACCUGUAUAAACACAUUGUUAUCACUGUUUUAUCAUGAGUCAUUAAUCUUACUAUCAUUUGGCUUUUCAAUUGAGAAUAGUUUGUCUUGUUGUAUUGUUUUCUACGGAUUUGUGCAUAUCUCUAUCAGCCGAAACCAAUUAUUCACCACAGCUUUUGGAUAAUUUUUGGUCAGUAAUAAUUAUAAUGACAUUUUCAGUCUUUUUAGUUC